This is a messenger RNA of Macrosiphum euphorbiae (potato aphid), 1404 nucleotides long. The record is from the annotation of a GenBank genome assembly. NCBI's taxonomy places the organism in Eukaryota, Metazoa, Arthropoda, Insecta, Hemiptera, Aphididae.
AUGCUUACUUUAUUUGUUCAAUAUUUUUACCUGUUGCAGAUACAUUCUACUGCAGAUUCAGCGGUAAGCCACAACGGCGGAAUUGGACUGGAGAACGAUGUCUACGGUGGCAGAUCAACAACUGAUUACUUCCGUUCGAAAACAAUGCCCAGGAGGACCGGAACGACAACCGUGAUGGACGACUACGACUACGGUAACGGUAAUGACAGCGAAGGGACCGCCACGGCUGCCGGCGGCGGUGGUCACCGACAGUGGCCCACGUCGUCGGCGGACAUCGUCGAGUACGAUUCGUCCGCGGUCGCCGACACGCCGACGCCGCAGCAACAGCAACAAUUUCUACUACCUCAUAACCAGCCACAGCAACACCAGCACCAUCUGCAGCAGCAACAGACGAAUGCGUUCCCGCAGAAGCCCGGCGCCUCGGUGUCUGCGUACGACCCGAACUCAGGCGCCGGCCGACGUGCCACCCAAGCCGACCACAACUUAUCGGCGGGCGGUGGACACAAGUCCACGGCCAAGUGGAAGACCCGUGCCCUGUACGUGUUUCUCGCUUGCCUGCUGGCAGUCGUCGUCGUCAACCUUACGCUCACUCUCUGGUUCAUCCGGGUCACGCAGUUCACGUCGGAGGGCAUGGGAUCUAUGAAGAUCACACAUGGCGGUCUCCGGUUGUCCGGCCGGACAUUGGUCACCAACAGGCUGGUGGCGUCGGCUAUACGCUCUCGGCCCGGACUUCCGCUUCUCAUCGAGUCCACUACUAACGUCACGUUGACUGCUCGCAAUUCACAGGGACGCCUGGUGAACAGUCUCAAAUUGACUAAAGAUGGUUUGGAAUGCGCACAAGCGAGCGUGUUCAAAGUGACCGAUACACGCGGCGAGACGCUGUUCUCGGCAGACCGCAGUAAAGUGAUAGUCGGUGCCCAAGAACUUCGAGUCACGGGUUCCGGUGGUGCCGUUUUUCAAGGCAGUGUCCAAACGCCAAUGGUUCGAGCCGAUUCUCGACACGACUUGAGGUUGGAGUCAGCGUCCAGGAGACUAGAGCUGAGUGGUCCCCAAGGAGUGACUAUCGAGUCCAGGGCCGGUGACAUAACCGUAUCGUGUCUGAUGGACGUCAAGUUGCAGUCGAUAGCAGGAGCGAUACAAAUCGACGCUGCCAAGGUGUUCCUCAAGGGUCUGAAGACGGUCAAGACCACGUCUUCGGGCAACAUGGCAGCGGCGGCUGCGGACGUGGACGAUAUCGGUAAGUCGACCGGCCAACAGAAUUCCAUCGUCGGCGCAAAAAAGAGGGGCGCCGAAGACAAGUUGCCCAGCGUGUACCAGCUGUGCGUGUGCGGUAACGGCAAGGUGUUCAUGUCGCCGCCGGACGGUCAGUGCGCCGCCGACAACGAGAGCCUGGUGUGCCGGUGA